ACGGUCACAUUGGAACGUUGAAACUUGGGGAAAACUUUUUAAAAAAAUCGGAGAAAAUCCAAAGGAGCGAAUGUCAGACAGCAGGACAGAGAUGGUCAAAAGCCGUCGCCAGGGCAAGAAGAAGGGACCCGCGUCGCAGGGGUCAGCGCCCGGACUGCUGGCCAACGGGCAGGGAGCCGCCAAGCAGCCGUCGGGCGGCCGGAACGCUGCCAAGGCGAAGGGCAGGUCAGGAAAGGCCGCCAAAGCCGGCGAAGAUGAUCGUCUGGACCGCGAGCAGGAGAAGAUCCUGCGCCAGCUGGUUAACGACUUCCUGCAGAGCUGUGAGCCGGAGACGAAACUGCCCGGACUCACCAAGGCACAGCGCAGCCACGUGCAUAAGUUGGCCCAAAGUCGCGGCAUUAAGACGGUCAGCAAGGGUCCAGAGACGGAUCGCGUCCUGUACAUGACCCGCCCGCAGUCCGGAGGCCUCCAGCACAUCUGCCUGGACCACGCCAAGUUGCACAUAAGCCCCCAGCUCUCCAAGGCCCUAAAAGAUUUGAUCGUGUACGUGAACCGUCGGCUGGACACCAAAGCUCCGGGAUUCUGGCGCGGGAAUCAGCAACAACAGGACCGGCGGCCCUGCAACUUCGGCCUUGUCGGGAACAGGCUGAUCCCGCCCGUUUGUCGCAACAGGAGCAUGCUCCAGGAGCGACAGAGCCUGCCCAUCUUUCAACACCGCGAGAAGAUCCUCAGCGUCCUGCAGCGCGAGCAGGUUUUGAUUAUUAAAGGAGCCACUGGAUCGGGCAAGUCCACGCAGUUGCCGCAAUAUAUCCUCGAAUGGGCCGCGGAGCAUCGUGCUCCGGUCAGGAUCAUCGUCAGUCAGCCGCGACGCAUUGCAGCGAUCAGUGUUUCAGAACGCAUUUCCCAAGAGCGCGGCGAGACCCCGGGCAGCACGGUGGGCUAUCAGAUUCGCAUGAACAGCAAGUGCAGCAGCUACACAGUUCUCUCGCUGACCACGAGUGGUUGCCUUUUGCGUGCUCUGGCCAUGGAUGGCGAAGCCUUCUUCAAGAACACCACCCACUUGAUUAUCGAUGAAGUGCACGAGCGCGAUUUGGACACAGAUUUUCUAUUGCUCGCCACCAAGCAGGAGUUGCAAAAGAAUCGCCAUCUCCGCGUGGUGCUCAUGUCGGCCACCAUGGAUCUGAAUGCUCUGUCCGCCUAUUUUGGCAAGGCCACUGUAAUGGAUGUGGAAGGACGCAGCUUUGCGGUGAAGAUUUUUCAUCUGGAGGAUAUUCUCAGUGAGACCGGCUACAUGACCCAGAGGAUGCAGACGUUUUUAGGGGAGCCGACAGGGGAAGAAGAUCCCAGCGAGCUGCUAGCCGCCUACUACGGUGGCCGCACCUUCGUAGAUCCCGAAAUCGACAAUGAUUUGAUCGUUUCGCUGUUGGAAUUAUUACUGCGCAGCGGGGACAAAGGAGCGGUGAUUGUGUACCUGCCCGGUUACAGCGAUAUGACCAUGCUGAUGGACCGCUUGGAGAAUGCUCUGCCGGGGGACCAGAUUCAGAUUCUGCUGCUGCACAGCCAUGUGGAUAACAACGAGCAGCGGAAGGUCUUUCGGGUUUAUCCCGGUGUGCGUCUUAAGAUUAUCCUAAGUACAAACAUAGGCCAGACUUCGAUCACCAUUCCGGAUCUACUCUACGUCAUCGACACUGGACGCUGCAAGAUGAAGACCUAUGACCCGGGAACGGAUGCCUCCCAGUUGGCCAGUACGUGGAUCUCGCAGGCGGACGCCCAACAGCGGGCGGGAAGAGCUGGACGUGUGCGUCAUGGCAUCUGCUAUCGACUAUUCGACAGCGACCGCUUUGCCAGGAUGAAUCUGUACACCGUUCCGGAGAUCAUGAGGCGCACCCUCGACGACAUUUGUUUGCUGACCAAAGUGGCAGCUCCGAACAGGCAGAUAGCUAGUUUUCUCUCCAUGGCAUUGGAUCCUCCGCAACCGGAGGCCGUGCUGCAGGCCUGUUCGAGACUGGAGCUGUUGGGCGUGCUUCAUGACCUGGAUGAGAAGAUCACGCCGUUGGGACGCAUCAUUGCCGAGCUUCCCUUGGGCGUUCAAAUGGGCAAGUGCCUGGUGUACUCCAUUUACUUCCGUUGUUUGGGCAGCAUGACGAUUAUUGCGGCCUACCACUCGGUCAAAGAUCCCUUCGUGCUGACCAUGGAGCGGGGCAAGAAAUCGGGCCAGCAGAACGCCAGACUGGUGUUCGCUGGCGACAAGAUGAGCGAUUCGCUGGCGGCCCUGAAGCUUUACGAGGAAUUCACCAGCUUGGGACGCUAUGAUAUUAGCAAGUUUUGCGAGCGCAACUUUCUAUGCCGCCACUCAAUGGAUAUGUUCGUCUCGGCAGUGGGAACUCUGCGCACCACCGUGUCCCGCAUCUUCCGCUUCAAUCAGGCUAAGAUGCGCCUAGCCUCCUCCUUUGACGAUGAGACCAAUAUGAUCCGCCUGGCCUUAACGGCUGGAUUCUAUCCGAAGCUGGCCUACAUGGAUCGUGAGAACAAGCACCAGCUGGUGGCCGAAGGAGACGCCUUCUGUCAGGUGUCGCGCAACUCCUGCCUGCUGGGGAAGAAGAAGCAAAAGAAUCUGGCCAGCGACUGGAUCCUGUUUGUGGAGAAGACCCGCACUUCCGAGCAGAAAUCCUCGCUGGAGCACACCAGUCUGGUGAGCGGGUUAAUGGUGGCUCUGGUGGGCGGAAAGCAUUUCCAAGUGGAGCCGCAUGGCUCGAAGGUGCAACUCUGUCUGGACUCUUGGAUCCGUAUCAGCUGUCCCAAUGAUUUUGCCCGCGACAUCCGCGAGCUGCGCGUGCUGUUGAAUCGCGAGAUGUCCGAGUUGGUGGAGACGCGCAAGCUUACCGAGGAGGGCGAGUGGAUAGGUCCGGAGACGAUCCGUCGGCUGCUGCAGGCGGAUGUGCCCUCGGCCUGCUUGGCCGCGGGCAAGAGUCUGCCCGACGAUUUUAACUGUGAUAAUGACUUUUAAAUGACCAACGGGCGUGAAAGGAGGCUAGCCGAGUGAUUCCCAUCCUUACGUUUAAGAUAUCGGCCAAAAACUAGAUACGUAACAGCUACAUUUUGCCUCCAACGGUUUGCUACAGUAUUCGCGAAGUGAUCGAAUAGGCUCGUAGAAAUUACAAAUAAACUUUUAUAAGAUGGACUUAUAUUUGUACAGUGCGUUUCAUAAGCCUAGGACAGCCUAUCUUACCUGAUUAGGGCAGUUAAGUUCGCAACUAAGAGGCCAACGAAUAUGUAUUUUUCAAUGUACCUUACUUUUGUACAUCGAAUUCCGUUACAUUUUGAUAGAAUAUACAAUAUUCAUACAAAAACUCAAAAA
Messenger RNA from Drosophila rhopaloa, 3358 nucleotides. RefSeq names its product ATP-dependent RNA helicase DHX29. Gene Ontology annotation, cellular component: intracellular anatomical structure. Bases 71 to 3007 code for a protein of 978 amino acids. The record is from RefSeq and is a predicted model, not a curated record. Gene Ontology annotation, molecular function: RNA binding; ATP binding. The transcript is spliced from 3 exons. Lineage: Eukaryota; Metazoa; Arthropoda; Insecta; Diptera; Drosophilidae.